Molecule: messenger RNA, 1158 nt
Organism: Hyalella azteca
Lineage: Eukaryota; Metazoa; Arthropoda; Malacostraca; Amphipoda; Hyalellidae
Product: protein takeout
Exons: 6
Coding region: 123-938 (271 amino acids)
Source: RefSeq, a predicted model, not a curated record
CUUCAGGUAAUGAUCCCGUGAGCUGCGUCUAUUGUCAUUGACUUAAAGAAGACUGAAAUUUAUCUGAAUUUGAAUGCAUAGAAAUUGAGUAUAGAUCUGGAAUAUUAGAGCUGUUUUUGAAGAUGCGUGAACUCAGCGUUCUGAUUGUGGUGGUCCUAGGCGUGCAUCUUGUUUCAGCUCAGCAAUUCGCCACGUUGAUGAAGCAAUGUCACGAGCAGUUUCUGGACCGCUUCAACGAAUGCUUCAUCAGCGCCGUGAAGCGCAUGCAGCCCACUCUCGUCAAAGGCAACCCGGAGCUGAAUGUGCCCAGCUUGGAUCCUCUUCACAUGGGCAACAUCUCAUUCACGCAACGUGAAGGACCGGUCACAGUCGACGCCUUCUACUCCGAUGUCGCCGUGUCCGGUGUGGCUGAUUUCGACAUCAAGUACUUAGACCUGAACCUGCAGAAUGGCUCCAUGCUUUUUGGCGUCACGGUUCCAUCCAUUCUCGUCCGCGGACAGUACAAAAUUGGCGGCCGCGUCUUCGAGCUCCCGGUGGUGGGAGAGGGCGCCUUUGGGACAAACCUAACGGCCUUGACAGUGAGUGGUUACGGCGAAGUGAGGCCUCAUCAGGGGUUCCUACGAAUAGGCAACAUUGUCUUGGACUUCAGUUUCAAGACGUUGUCGACCAAGAUGCAUAACCUCUUUCCUGACAACCAAGUUCUCAGUGACACCAUCCACCACUUCUUGAACAACAACCACGAAGCGUUGGCUGCCGAGAUCAGACCUGAAGUGUCGCGCCAGCUCAGCAUCUUCUUCGCUCAGAUCUUCAACCGUAUCCUGCCUACGGUGCCAGCUGCAGUGCCACGUGGUGCCAGCAUCAACACCAACGACAAGCACAGGAAGAAGACCCUUCAGGAUAUGGCACUUCGCCGCAAUGAUCAGUCCGUCAGGGGCUGAGUGCUGACUUUAGCACUCAGUUGUAUACGUCGGAUUGGCGGGAGGCGUUGACAUGUAUAUUCUAGUUUCCAGGAGUUUCCAAUGGCAAACUAGAAACUCAAAAGUGUCUGAUCGUGAGAUACUUGAUGCUUUCAAAUACAUAGACGUAGUGAUGCCGAACUGCUUUUUCAGUUUUGUUGUAACGUAUGACUUCGGAGCCGCGAUAAACUGUUCUUUGAUC